This is a messenger RNA of Acanthochromis polyacanthus (spiny chromis), 3868 nucleotides long. It is a transcript of the gene slc19a2, whose product is annotated as solute carrier family 19 member 2. The transcript has 6 exons. Gene Ontology annotation, cellular component: plasma membrane. Gene Ontology annotation, biological process: vitamin transport; transmembrane transport. Gene Ontology annotation, molecular function: vitamin transmembrane transporter activity. Bases 330 to 1757 code for a protein of 475 amino acids. The record is from RefSeq and is a predicted model, not a curated record. NCBI's taxonomy places the organism in Eukaryota, Metazoa, Chordata, Actinopteri, Pomacentridae.
UAAAAAAUGGUUGAGAAUUUGUUAGCAGUUUAUUUACAUUUAAUGGGAAAUUACCACUAUUAACCAAAUUAUAAAAGGGUUUUUAGUUCUCUGUCCUUCUAGCUACGGUUGUGCUGUUUCCAGAGAGGUGCGGGACUUCAUAUUGUGGAGAAAACUGAGUAAAAACGAGAGAAGCUGCAGUGUUUUUGGAAGAUGUGGAGCUUACCAAAGCUGCUGCAGUUCCACAUUCUGACCAGAGGGGGCGGAAGUGUAUCUAACCGUGUCCGUGCUAUAAAACCGGCAGCGCCAGAGAAGAAGGUGGUGUGUGUGGAGGUCAUGCCGUGUCCAUCAUGUCUGAGUUUUUACCCACUCUGCUGCUCUGUGUUUACGGCUUCUUCUCCAACCUGCGGCCGUCGGAGCCCUUCCUCACCGCCUACCUGAUGGGACCCGACAAGAACCUGACGGAGACCCAGGUUGUGAAUGAGAUCUAUCCCAUCUGGACGUAUUCCUACUUGGCGCUGCUGUUCCCCAUCUUCCUGGUCACCGACUACGUCCGCUACAAGCCGGUUCUGCUGCUACAGGCCUCCAGCCUGCUGGUCACCUACGUGAUGCUGUGGAAGGCCGAGGGUCUGCUGGCCAUGCAGCUGCUGGAGUUCUUCUUUGGGCUGGCCACCGCUUCAGAUGUGGCCUACUACUCGUACAUCUACAGCGUGGUGGAGCCGGAGCACUACCAGAGAGUGACGGGUUACUGUCGCAGCAUCACCCUGUUCGGCUCGGCCACCGGCUCUCUGACCGGACAGCUUCUGUUCUCUGUGGCCAAAGUCCAGCUGCUGCAUCUCGUCAUCAUCACGCUGGCGUCGGCCGCCGUGGCCUUCCUCGCCCCCUGGUUCCUCCCGAUGCCCAAGAGGAGUUUGUUCUUCCACAAGAGUCCAGGAGCAGCAGAGGAGAGGCCUGGCAGCAGGAGCAGCUCACAGAUGGAGAAGACCGAGGAUCUGGAGAGCAAAGUUCCUCUGAACAGCCAGGAGGUCUCCACGAUGUCCAGGUCCUCUGAGGCUGAGAGGCGUCACAGCGGUCUGAAGGAAGUGUUGAAGGUUUUGUUUGCAGACUUUGUUCAGUGCUACAGAUGUGGUCCUCUGCUGGCCUGGUCGCUGUGGUGGGCUUUGGCCACCUGUGGCUACUUCCAGAUCGUCAACUACGCCCAGGCUCUGUGGGAGAACGUCCGAUCCUCCAAGGAAUACGAGAUCUACAACGGCUAUGUGGAGACGUUGUCCACGCUGCUCGGAGCUCUGGCUGCCCUGCUGGUCGGCUGUCUUCCCGUGUCCUGGGCUCUGUGGGGGGAGAUGGCUUUGUUUCUGCUCUCGCUGCUGAUGGCUGCUUGUGUGUUUGUCAUGGACACGGUGCAGAACAUCUGGCUGUGCUACAGCUCCUACGUCCUGUUCAGAGCCACGUACAUGCUGCUCAUCACGGUGGCCACGUUCCAGAUUGCAGCCAGCCUCAGCAUGCAGCGCUACGCCCUGGUGUUUGGAGUGAACACCUUCGUCGCUCUGCUGCUGCAGACGCUGCUCACGGUGGUGGUGGUGGACACAGCAGGCCUCGGCCUCGACGUCUACAAACAGUUCCUCAUCUAUGGCGCCUACUUUGCCGUCAUUUCUGUGAUCUUCCUCCUCGCUGGACUUUGCAAACUGGCCUCCAGGAGGCGCUCUGAGCAGGAGGUCCUGACCAACGGCCGAGCAGAAUCAGACUCUCCGUCUAGCAGCGAGGCAGCCUCCUGCAGAUAGCACUGAACGAGUGAUCAGUUCUCACAUACGAACACACCAAAGGUGAGUGAGCACAGUUCAUCAGGAGAGCUUCAAUCAUCUCUGCAGCCACUUGGUGACCCAGUAGAAGGUAAUGUCUCCAGAUCUACUGUAGGAUGUUCACUGUGCUUUUACCUGCUUCAAACACAAGCUGCAUCGCUCCAUGUUAGCCACCAGGUAAAGAUCUCCAGAACGAGCUGAACGACCUCAACACAUCAGACUGUAACAGAAAACAAGCACUGAGACUGAAAUGCAGCAAAAACACAUCCAAAAAGUAGAUUAGAACACUGAUGGGUGUUUCUAGUGCUGUUACAUGUCCGCUAUCAGCACGCUAACGGUUAAUCAGCUGCUAACUGUUGGUUCAGAAAACAGUUAAAAACUGCAUUCCUGGUACGAAUAUUACUGAACUAAUGGGGAUGAUGCUGAGCUGCUCCAUCUGCCACUGAGAUAUAACAACACUGAGCUAAUUGGUUUAACAUGGAGGUCAUUAAACGUCUCAGAACACUUUCUCAUCGUGCCCUUUACUAGCUAGCUACGAUGUCUGCUUGCUACAAAUCAAAGACUGCAAAAACAAAAAGGUCAAUGCAGCUUUAAAAAGCAUCACAGAUAGAAGGCUUCAUCCUGCACUUUAUGAAUGUGUGGAAAUCCUUUUCUAACGCCUUAGACUCGAUAUAAUCAAAGUUAAAUGAGCACCUUCACAUUUAUCACCAGCCAGAAAACAUGUUUGUGUCUUUGUUAGUUCCUCCUCUAACCACAAUGACUGUCUGUUGUUCUGUCGUUGAGAUGAACUCAUAUCUGGUCUUAUUUCUAUAAUUAUCAGGCCUUUAAGUGUCUGUCUUGAAGCUACAAAUGGUCAUGAUUUAUUUAUGUAAAGAUGUUCAUGACUGCUGGAUGAUCGCUGCUGUAUUUGGAGAAAGUGCCUGAAAGGUUUUGUUUUUUUAAAGUGUGGGGCUGCUUUGUUUUUUUUUUAUUAAAAUCUGUUUCUUGACAGUAAAUCCAGUGAAAGAACCAGAAGUGUUGUUCUGGUUCUCACUGGUUCCUUCUGAAGACAGAAAUCUUUAAAAAUGAAACUGAACUUGUGAGUUUUAAAACAGAUUAACGCUGUAGUUUGUGUCAGAUGUUGAAGAAAACGGUGUGCUUGUUAGACUCCUUUGAGCAGCAGAUAUCUAAUGUAUGUGUGGAGCUUUCUGUAACAUUUCCUGUUGUUAGGAUCAGUUUAGAGCUGGUUUGACUUUAUUAUUUGUUGACAGGAGAAAAAAGUGUGGAAUAUCACCACACGUUACUUUAAAUGUAAACGUGAUGACCAAACUAUUUUCCUGCAUCAGUCCAUUCAGUUUAGACAAAAUAAAAACCAAAAGGGGCCAAAUAUAAACCAGAUGUUGCUGUAAUUGUACCAAGAGCCCUGCAGUCUGUAGACAGCUACAGACAGGUGACAAAUUAAAGGAAAAGCCAACCUUAAGUGUCUGAGCAAAGUCAGAACAGCUUCAGUGCUCCUCAGCUUUGAUUGUUCACGUCUGUGGAACUCUAGAGGGAUGGGAUAGAAUUUCAUUUUAUACUUUAAGCAUUUCUAUGUGUUCAUUGAUGUGGUGGGCAAGUGGACCCAAACUGGACCCAAAUACCAGUUAAAUGCCCCCACAGCAUACCAGAGGCCCCUUUUCCUUUAAUGUGUCACCCGUCUGCAGCUUGUGAAGGCAGCGUCAAACUGCAGUGUCUAGUUGGGAGGAAGUGUCGCUCCACAUCAACAGAAAGCACAGAUAUCUGCCUUUAAGUGUUUCUCAAGUUGUACUUUUUGUUUAGCAGCACAAUCACAAAACGGCACAGUUUGCCUUUUCAGAGGAGGACGAGCUGGUUUCUGUGUCUGUGUCAAGGUUUCUACUGGGAGAUAAGCAGCGACUGUUGAGUCCUGUGUGAAGAAUAAAUGGACCAAAUGUCCAAACGGGGCGGCAACACGAUUCACAUCUGGUCUGAGAUGUUUACAUCCACUGAGAGCAUCCAAAACUAACGUUAGAUUAACCCUCUAAACCCCGACACCUGCCCAUGAUUUUAUCUCUCAAAAAAAAAAAAACUAAAAUUCUGUUUAUCACAGAAAGAAA